ACAAAUAAUAUGAAUAAUAAUAAUAAUAACAACAAUUCGAUCGAUGCCUGGAUGGAGUACCAGGCUUAUUAAACGGCUCGUUAUCGUUUAUUAUCGUUCGAUACAUCGGUAUUAGAACUGCCACAGUCUUGAAGGAAACUAGUUACUGAACCUGAGGGACUUGUUAGCCCCGCCCCCCCUCAUCUUCAUCCUCCUCCUCCUCCUCCUCAUCGCACUCCAGCGUUCCGGCGGGAAGCGCGCGCGCAGAGCCGAGCGCUGGAGAAUCAUCGCCUCAGUCUUUUUUUUUUUUUUACGCGAAGAGAAGCACCAUACCGGAUUAAACUCUGCUCCGUUUUCUUGUGGGGAGAAAAAAGAAACCCGCCGGCAUUCGCAGUCAGAUAAGUAUGGUAUAACAUUUUCUAGGGGACACUUUUGAUAAACUGCAUCACAUCCGAGCAAAUACGGUGUUUUUUUGUUUUUUUUAUUUACCCCCAUCCUCUCUCUUACGAAGAGGAAACAUCUUCCGAAAUGACUUCAGAUAAAGUGUGGAUUCUCUGACCAGUGCAGUGUCCUGUCGUGUUUCGGUAUUCAGAAACGUCAAGACUUUGUCAUAUCUCAUUUUCAACCUGUUCUCUUUAUCGUGUAGAAUUGUAGACAUUUAUCAGACGCGUAUCUGCGUUAUUCCGAGCGGCCAGGGCUUCGUCAGAAUGGCGGAGGCGAAUAAAACGGUCACUUAACGGAUUUUCUUCAUCGACGAGAAGGAUUUUGUUGCUGCUGCUGCUGCUGCUGUGUUUUUCUCCUCUUCCAUGGCUGGAUUGUGUAUAUGAAAGGGGCUGUGGCGGAUUUUUUUUUUUUUUUGUCCAGCGACUUGAGUCUGGAGACACCCGAGAGCAAGCAGUAGGCUAAUCUCCAUCCUUACACCGAGACUCAGUGGAAGUGAAGAAGAAGUGGUCCACGGAGACUAAGUUGCUACCACGCUGGGGCAUCAUGGACUUCUCAGUGGGAUUGUAUCUGCUAUGGGCAUUAGUGUUGGACUUUGGGCAUGGCACACUGGGUGGUAUCCUGUACCGGGUGCGUGAGGAGCAGCCGCCAAGCACCCUGAUAGGCAGUCUGGCAGCUGAUCAGGGCUUACCAGACUCUGGACACCUGUACAAGUUGGAGGUGGGCACCCCUUACUUGCGAGUGGACGGAAAAACAGGGGAAAUAUUCACCACUGAAAUCCCCAUAGACAGAGAGACUCUGAAGGACUGUCGGAUGAAAGGAAAGCCAUGUUUUCUGGAGUUUGAGGUGUCUGUCACGGAUCUCAUCCAGAACCAAAGCCCCCGGCUGAUCGAGGGACGGAUUGAGGUGCUUGACAUCAACGAUAACACCCCACAGUUUCCAUCACCUGUCCUCACUCUCUCUGUGCAGGAGAACACUCACAUGGGAGCCACCUUCUCCAUCCCGCUGGCUACUGACAAAGAUACAGAGCGUAAUGGUGUAGCUGACUAUACCCUCACUGCCGGACCAGAGGCUGUUGCACUCUUCGGCCUACAAGUAGCAGAUGACAGGGGUGAGAAAUUGCCUCAGCUCAUUGUGAUGGGAAACCUGGACAGGGAGUUGAAAGACUCCUAUGACCUAACCAUCAAAGUAGUGGAUGGGGGAAGCCCACCUCGCUACAGUAGUGCCUUGCUGAGAGUCGUCGUCACUGAUGCCAAUGACAAUGCACCCAAGUUUGAGAAAUCGUCCUAUGAAGCAGAGGUUUCAGAAAAUAGUCCUGUUGGACACUCAGUAUUACAGGUCAAGGCCAAUGACUCAGAUCUGGGCCCAAAUGGUGAAAUUGAAUACAUCAUUCAUCAAGCUAGUGAUCCAGUGCCAAAGCUGCUACAGAUUGACCGUUCCACAGGCAUCAUAUAUGUAAAAGGCCCAUUGGAUCGUGAGGAGAUCAACAGCUUGAAGUUUCACGUUAUUGCACGGGACAAAGGUCCCUCACCUAAAAGCUCAACAGCAUAUGUUUCUGUUGAGGUAACCGACCAGAAUGAUAAUGCACCAGCUGUGGAGAUCCGUGGUAUUGGUCUUAGGACCCAUAGUGAUGGGGUUGCAAACAUCUCAGAGGAUAUGCCAGUGGGCACUGCAGUAGCACUGGUGCAAGUGUCAGAUAAGGAUGAGGGAGAAAAUGCUGUCGUGACUUGUGUGGUAGCAGGAGAUGUUCCAUUCCAGCUCCGACCAGCUGGUGAUUCCUCUAUUGAUAACAAGAAGAAGUACUUUCUGCAGACCACCACACCUCUAGACUAUGAGCGUGUCAGGGACUACCGGGUGGAGAUCGUAGCUGUCGACUCAGGCAACCCAGCUCUGUCCAGCACCAACUCCCUGAAAGUCCAAGUGACUGAUAUUAAUGACAAUUCUCCCAUAUUUUCACCUCCGGUGUUUGAAAUAGAGUUUGCUGAAGAGAACCAGCCUGGGGAAAAGGUUCUUGAUGUUACUGCUGUAGAUGCAGAUAGUGGCACCAACGCAGAACUCAUCUACAGCAUUGUUGCAGACUCCUCAACAAGGGGGCUCUUUGAGAUUGACCCUAGCACAGGUGAAGUACGAGCAAGGAGUCCACUUGACCGUGAGCACAAAGAACGUUAUGAGUUCCGUGUUACUGCAACCGACAAAGGGGUUCCUAGCCACAAGGGUACCGCUACUGUUGUGAUCAAAGUACUGGAUAGAAAUGAUAAUGAUCCCAAGUUUAUGCUUAGUAGCUACAGCUUCUCUGUCCUGGAGAACAUGCCACCACUAAGUCCGGUUGGCAUGGUGACUGUACUAGAUAUGGAUAAAGGAGAAAAUUCCCAAGUGCAGCUUUCUGUUGAACCUGAUGUUGGAAAGUUUGUAGUACAGAAUGGCACAGGAACAAUCCUAUCAAGUAUAUCCUUUGACCGGGAGAAAGAAAGCAGCUACAGUUUCCGACUCAAAGCAGUAGAUGGAGGAGAACCCGCUAGGUCAUCUUAUGUUGGCGUGACCAUCAAUGUACUUGAUGAGAAUGACAAUGCACCUGUUGUUACCAAACCUUCCAAUUCUUCUUUCAAACCUCUGUCCCCGCUGGCUGCACCGGAUACUGUUGUUGAGGUGGUGGAGGCAGAAGACAUGGACUCCGGCUCCAAUGCUGAGCUUGUCUAUAGUAUUGCUGGGGGGAACCCCCAUGAGCUGUUCUAUAUAUCUCCGUCUGACGGAGAGAUCAAACUAACAAAGGAACUGACUCGGAAACAUGGAGGUCUACAUCGCUUGGUGGUUAAGGUGAGUGAUAGGGGUAAGCCUUCUCGCCAUGCAAUUGCCUUGGUGCACAUUUAUGUCAAUGAGACCAUUUCCAAUGUCAGCCUGGUGGAAGGCCUAGUGGGACAUAGCUUAUACACUCCACUGGACACAGACAUUGCGGGUGACCCUGACUAUGGUCUAGCUGCUCAGAGAAGCAACAUUCUCUAUGGUAGCCUGGCUGGUGUGGCAGGAGUUGUCACUGUAAUCAUAGUGGUGGUCUUCAUCAGACAUCGCCUCCAGAGAGAAACCAAGAGUGGCUAUCAAGCUGGCAAAAAGGAGACUAAAGACUUGUAUGCACCCAAACAAGGACCAAAGAGCAUUAAGGGUAAAAAGGGAAGAAAGGGAAAGCCUCCAAAAUCACCCAAACCUCUUGGGGAAGAUGAAGAGGUCAGCCUCCAAAAGAGUCUGAAGUUCAACAUUGAUGGGGUUAAUGACAGCCCUAGGAUCCAUCUGCCCUUGACCUACCCACCUGGCAGCCCUGACCUGGGCCGGCAUUACCGUUCAAAUUCUCCCUUGCCCUCCAUUCAGCUUCAGGCCCAGUCUCCAUCUGCUUCCCAGAAGCAUCAGGCUGUCCAGGAGCUGCCUGCUACCAAUACCUUUGUGGGAACAGAACGAGAUGACAACUCUACUGGCUCUGACCAGUACUCGGAUUACAGCUACAAGACCAAUCAGCCAAAAUACAGCACAAAAUCACUGCCACACCGCAGAGUGACGUUCUCCACCGCCAAUCCGGUGCAGGAUGCUCAGGACUCGUCCCAGCAGAGCUACUACGACAGCGGCCUGGAGGAGUCUGAGACACCCAGCAGCAAGAGCUCAUCAGGGCCACGCCUCGGCCCGCUGGCACUGCCCGAGGAACACUACGAGAGAACCACGCCUGACGGCAGCAUCGGAGAGAUGGAGCACCCUGAAAAUGAUGUUCGCUCGCUUCCUGACGUGGCCAUGACGGGAACCUGCAGUCAGGAGUGCAGUGAGCUCGGCCACUCGGACGCCUGCUGGAUGCCCGGUCAGCCUUCACCUGCCCGCAAGGCGCGCACGCUGCCCAAACUCUCCACCUUCGUGCCUUACCAGGAGAGAGGAGGGACUCUGGGACGACUGGCCAACGGUGAGCCCCGGCCCCGCCUCCCGCCCUCGCGCAGUGCCUACGCCCCCAGCGACCACGCCCCCAACGAUCACGUCCCGAUGGAGGAGGUGCCUCUGAGUGUCACCUCCGAGUUCCCGCCCACUAGUCCCACCUCUAACCACGCCCCCAAACGGGAAAUAUACCUGUGAACGAAGUGGCGAUUGAUUGACCUCUGCACUGAGGAACGGAAUGAAAAUAUCACUCGAAUCGCUAAUUCGGGCUGUUAGUGAACUUUAAAAAAAAAAGUGUGGUAGAGGUGUACGUUUAUUUAUAUUUCUAUUUAUUUAUGAAUUCAUCUAUUUAUUACUGUGAGCUUUUUUCUUUUACUUUUUCACCUCCCCCUCUCCUUCUCCUCUUCCUCCUCCUCCUCCUCCUCCUUCUUCUCCAUGAACCGUGAUGUAAGCGCUCGGGGACUUUCUGAGUGACUUUAGCUUCGCUAGCCUGUGGAAUGUUUACCGGAUCUUUCCGAACAGUGUGACCUGUGCUGUAGUGCCAUAAGCCUGAAGCUCUCGCUCGGCUUCUUCUUCUUCUUCUUCUACUUCUUCUCCGAGUCUCUCCGAGCCACUUCCUGGACCGGGGAGUCACCACGGAGCGGUCUUAGUACAUGUACAGCGAUGUAAAUACAUUUCUAUGAUCUGUAUAUAUGAAUACGAGGAGCAGGCUUGAGCUGAGAUAAAAAAAAAAUCGAAAAAAUUAAAAAAAAAUGGUACAUUCCGAAUUUUAUCAGCCUGAGGAGCGGGUGUCGGUGGUUCACCUUUAGCUCCUGUUCAGCUUAAGUCUGUGUGAGUGUGUCUGUGUGUGUGUGCGUGUGUGUGUGUGCGUGUGUGUGUGUGUGUGUGUUUGCUAGGCUUUCUAAACUUCUUCUGGAACUGCAGUAUAUGAGACUGACAUUACACUGGGAGUUGCUGCACACUAUCACAGACUUAACUAGUGUGUGUGUGUGUGUGUGUGUGUGUGUGUGUGUGUAAGCGAGCAUGUUUGCCACUGUGAACCCUUAACUCCACCCAGAAAGCAGGUAACGCUUCUCAAACACACAGCCUACAGUGAGGCGAGCAGGAAAAAAAUAUCUGCACUGAGCCUCUGUGUGCACGGAGUUUUAGAAGGAUUAGAGGGCGGGGCCAAUCUGCUGUCCCGUCCAUCACAGGGCCUCACCCUCAUGGCUGUUUUUUUUUUUUGUUUUUCUUUUCUCCAUAGUCACAGCCUCGUGUUCUGUAACCUGUUUAGGUCUCCAGAACGUUUUUUCAAUGCCUUAAAAAAAGAUCAUUGUAUCUAACAAUCAUAAUCGAUGAUGAUUUCGAUUGAUAAUCCUUCCUGACCUCAUGAGCAUGUGUUUCCGGUCAGGAGUGACUCAAAGGUCACAAGCGAAAUGACAUGAAAUGAAACGAAAUUGCCUCAAUCUAUUUACUCAUUCUUGCGUUUUUUUCCCCCUCAACCCCACCGUCCUUGCUUCAAAUUGGACUGAUUUCCGAAGGCGACUUCUCUUAGCAUAAACAGCUGGACGGUGCAGCUACAGGAAAGACUGCCCUUUUAACGUGUGAUUAUGGAAAUGACACGACGAGUGUGGCUACUUUUCCCCGAGCUAAACUGCAGUCUGACACUGAGGAGUCAUCCGAGCCACGCUGCUAAGCCCAGGAGCGUCACGGUGCAUUACUAUAUCUUCAUCACCACGCUAACGUGACCUCCUUGGUGUGUGUGUGUGUGUGUGUGUGUGUGAGAGCGAGCAGUUGCAGUACAGUGACCAUAGAACUAAUUAGAGACUGGAGUGUGUGUGUGAGUGUGUGUUUAAGUGUGUGUGCGAACCCUCAGAGCUGGGAGACGACGAUCACCACACUAACUCACAGCUCCUACCUCAUCGGCGCCCCCUCUGGCACCUUGCGGAGAAUAAUUAACACACAGAACAUAUGGACACGACUGUGAUUCAAUAAGGCGAACCGUUACGGCGCCUUGCGGAAUAAAAGCACAUUGCGCUCUUCUUUGAAGCCAUUUCGUGACUGUGAUAAUAGAAAAAUAAAUACAUAAAUCGAGCGAGCGAGAGGCACGAUCUGGCGUAAUUAGCACUUCUUGUUGGUUUCUCUGUGUGCCCAGCUCUGACGUGGCUGAACGCUAGUUCUCUGACCUGAACCGAGAUCGCGCUGGAGUGUUAAUGCUGCCUAGAAGCCGCUGUUUCUGCACUUAAAGGAAAAAUUCACCAUGAACAUUUCGCCUUUAUUAAAAUAUUCAUUAACGGCUAACGAAAUUAGAACUUCCUACCUUCUCAGAGCAGUGCAGCAGGAUUGAUCCCUCACUACAUCUCCAGCGAUGCAGCAGCGCUUUAGUCUUUUACUCAGCCCGGUUUCUCUCACCUCCUCAUCAUUACGUUGUGUUUAAACAGACUGUUUCUGAAUGUUUCACACUGAUAUCAUCAUCGCCGAGCUGAGUCUCUACUACUUCAGAUCUGGAUUUCCGUAUUAACGUGACGUCGCUCCAAAACAACAAACAUUUUAAACUAGCUGCAUUACUACACCACCAACCAACAGAUCAGCCCUGAAGGCAUCUGUUUUAGGCGGACUUUUCCUUAAAGGUUUCCUGACUCUUCUCCACGCUGACCUGAGACCUUUUCCGACACACGGGUUCGAUCCGAUUUCGAACGCCGCCUCUUUAGUCCUUUAGGCCGAAUGUGAAAACUCUUUACUCGUCGUUGUUUAUUUAAAAAAAACUGGUGUUUAGACAUGUGCUCUCUUGCUGUUCGGUGUCCGUAGCUGAGGAACUCUGGGUGUGAUACAGUCGUGGUGAGAGAGGAACGUUUUAUCCUUUUUUCUUUUCCUUUUUUUCCCCCGAUGAACGCAGUGCUGUUUUGUGGCUAGCGUCUCUAGAAGGUGUUUUGUAUAUAGACCUCUCAGCCCCCUCCGGUGUGUGCCGUCGAGCCUGCGGCCGAUUUAGCAUGAAUUCCAAAGAUAAUCGGUAGAAAUCGUUUGCUGUUCUUCGCCGAGGUGUUAGUGGUGGACGAGAAAAAAAAAACCUUUUUUUUUUUUCCUCUCUCCGUUUGAAAAAGCGAAAAAACUCGAAUCACACACUCGCACAGCCCCAUCAUCACUCUUCACUGUUCACAUGAAUCUAAAGACAGCUGCCUUGAAAGUAUGUAUUUUACAGGAGAGUUAAAAAAAAAAAAAUCGUUAUCUUUAACUGUUGGUUAUAUUUAUAUAGGAAUAAAAACUGCUUGUGAUGCCCUGUUUUUUUGUACAGUUUUAUGUACAUGCAAGUGAAGCUUUUUAAAUCUCGCGACAAAAACGCCGACGGCAUAUAAAAACGGUAAAAGACAAAAAAAUACCCAAAAAAAACAAACAAAAAGAAAAAAAAAAAAACAAAGUGUUUAUUGAGACGUGCACAUCUUUGCCUUGGUUCGAGUCGAUUGUUUGGCUGAGUCGGUGUGAAUGUGGCCGUUUCUAUGCCUGCACCAUAGUCGUUUCACUGGCUCCCACUUCCCCAGGGCUUCAUCUGAAACUCUUUUCUGCGUUUAUCGUGAACAGUGGGCCGUCCGAUCCUCUCCGUUCGUUUGAUUCCCGUGUGUUAUGUUUCAUUCUGUUUUCCGCAUGUUGAGAAUAUACCCCUUGUAAUAAGUCCUUCUUGGAGAAAAAAAGAGUUUGUAAUAAAAUGAGUAAAGAGA
This is a messenger RNA of Hemibagrus wyckioides, 8015 nucleotides long. It is a transcript of the gene pcdh1a, whose product is annotated as protocadherin 1a. The coding region runs from base 967 to 4521 and encodes 1184 amino acids. Gene Ontology annotation, biological process: homophilic cell-cell adhesion. Lineage: Eukaryota; Metazoa; Chordata; Actinopteri; Siluriformes; Bagridae. The record is from RefSeq and is a predicted model, not a curated record. Gene Ontology annotation, cellular component: plasma membrane. Gene Ontology annotation, molecular function: calcium ion binding. The transcript has 5 exons.